Molecule: messenger RNA, 4107 nt
Organism: Sceloporus undulatus (fence lizard)
Lineage: Eukaryota; Metazoa; Chordata; Lepidosauria; Squamata; Phrynosomatidae
Gene: ARF6
Product: ADP ribosylation factor 6
Exons: 2
Coding region: 519-1046 (175 amino acids)
Biological process (GO): intracellular protein transport; vesicle-mediated transport
Cellular component (GO): cytoplasm
Molecular function (GO): GTP binding; GTPase activity
Source: RefSeq, a predicted model, not a curated record
CUCCUAUGCGCAUGCGCACCCCUCUCUCAGGCGGGGCGGCUCCUCUUUCGCAAGAGUCGGCCGGAGCAGCUCGCGUCUUUAGCGCGCAUGCGCGCUCUGCAGCCGGCCGCGCCGAGCCACCAGUCAGAGGGAGUUUGUGAGGGAAAGGAAGGGCGGCCUGGACGAGCCUUUUUCCCUCCUCGCUUGAAGAGCCGUCGCUGAGACUUUCAAGAAGAGGAGCGACGCAGAAGCCACGCCCACUUCCCGGGAGCCACGCCCACUCGCUAUGAAGCCACGCCCACUUCCCACCCCGCCCUUGUAGAAGGGUCUCCCCAGGGUCCCAGCGCCCCCCCCCCACAUCCCCACCUCUGGAGACUGAAGCACUGCAGAGGCCCCUUUGCUUCCACCUCUGAGGCUGAGAGUCUGUAGCAGCAGGGCCAUCCCCUGCCCCCCUUCCUGCCUGGCCUUUGGGGGUCCCCAGGUGCCCUCUUGUGGAUGCCUGCCCCCUCCUGCUCCUCCUCUUCCCUCCCUCGGCCACCAUGGGCAAGGUGCUGUCCAAGAUCUUCGGCAACAAGGAGAUGCGGAUCCUGAUGCUGGGCCUGGACGCGGCGGGCAAGACCACCAUCCUGUACAAGCUGAAGCUGGGCCAGGCAGUCACCACCAUCCCGACGGUGGGCUUCAACGUGGAGACGGUGACCUACAAGAACGUCAAGUUCAACGUCUGGGACGUGGGGGGCCAGGACAAGAUCCGGCCGCUCUGGCGGCACUACUACACCGGGACGCAGGGCCUGAUCUUCGUGGUGGACUGCGCGGACAGGGACCGCAUCGACGAGGCCCGCCAGGAGCUGCACCGCAUCAUCAACGAUCGGGAGAUGCGGGACGCCAUCAUCCUCAUCUUCGCCAACAAGCAGGACCUCCCCGACGCCAUGAAGCCCCACGAGAUCCAAGAGAAACUGGGCCUGACCCGGAUCAGGGAUAGGAAUUGGUACGUCCAGCCCUCCUGCGCCACCUCCGGCGACGGACUCUACGAGGGGCUGACGUGGUUGACGUCGAACUAUAAGUCCUAAUGGCGGCUUUUUUAAGUAAUAAAAAAGUGGCGGAACUGUUUAUGAGUCUUUGGUUUUAGAGGGGCGAAGAAACACUGGCUUCACCCUCCGAAAAAGAACGGGCGACGAUCCUCCGUACUAAAGACGUUCAGAAACUUAAGCACCCAUAGGAUUUUAAGGAGCGCUCGCCUCUUCUCCAGUGACCACCCUUUUUCUCUUACAAUCUUGAGACUGGACCCCAGUUUAUUACAGUACAGUUCUUGCUUGGUGUUAAGAUGCUCUAAUCCUCUGCAGUGAAUGGACACAAAUACUAGUUUCUAUGCCAGACUUCCAGCAACGUGGGAAACAAGGGGGGCGGGUGAGGGAGGGAAACACACACGUUGUAGCUUUGCAAAGUAACUUUCUCCUGUUUUGAAAGCCCUUGCUAUGAUGGGUUGAUUUGCUUUUUUGAGUCCUGGGGCUUAGGUAUGGGUUUUUCGUUUAAAAUGUAUGCUUUUUGGUUCAUUUCUUUCUUUUUUCCUCCCAGCCCUUCCUCUCCAUUAUCAUCCGCUGUAGAUUUGCUUCUCAUUUGCCACCUUGGAGAAUAUGUUGAUAGGUCUCUGUUAUCUAGUAAACUGAAAACCGUUGCUUAUGAACAAACUGCAGUCUGUCCUCAUUAUGGCAAAAGUUUACAGCUUAAGAAGGGAACUAAAACGUUGAGCUCUCCCUUACCUGGCCUUUGACAGACCAGGAACGUGGCCUUUAACGUAAAUGUAUAACUGCUUCCCGGGCCUGAGAUUGGCCAGGUAACGCGAGAACAACGUCUGAAUGUCAGCCGUAGGCUGUUAGGAGCCAAACGCUGCGCAUGGCCAAGGAUGCAGACAAGCAUCCCUUCUAAAGAGAAACCAUGUGCAAAAAGAAAUGAGACUGGAGCCAAAGCACAGUUCCCUUGCCUUGCACCGUAAAUUUAACUUUUCAGCUGCAAGAUCAGAAAUUGAAUCAAUUUCCAGUUUCAGUGCAAAUAUACUUUCCUUUACACAAAGUGCAGCAAUAAUUUGUAGGCAUCACUGUGUGACAGGCGUUGUUUUUGUGUUUCUUUUUAAGUCAUGGGCCUAUUGUCCAAACUUGAAUGUGAAUAUUUUUCCUGUUGCAGCAACUGAGGCAAGAUAACAGGACCGCAGUUGGUUUUUAAAGCUCCUCAAAUGCGUAGGUAAAAUGUUUUUAGAUUUUCACCUUGGCUCUAUUAACUUAAAGGAGCAGAGGGAGCGUGCGUCUGCUUCUGCAUCACGACUCAAAUAAGUUAUUCUUAGAAUUUAUUAAGAUAUAUCGGAAGGAAGGAAGUGACAACUUGGGUUUUGCAGGUGCUACUAGUCUGGAUGAAGCAGCCAACUGUCUUUGCAAGUUGCAGCUCUCUCUGUCUCUUGCAGACCCAUGUUGAAAGCGUGAAGGCAAGUAACAAGACGAGCCACAGCCUUCUGUUCUGAUAGUGUCUUUAUUUCAUUUGUUGGAUGCCUAAAUUUAUUAAGCCCUUUGGACAGGUAGAAAAUGAAUGGGGUGGAGAGUGAGCAAACGACUAUGAAUGUAACCUUUGACAUUCUGUUCUUCAAGGGCAAGCAAGGAUCUCAUUUUGCCAUAUUAUCAUAGCUUUCAAACAUCUGAUUAGUUGUAAGGGGGGGCGGGGAAAUGAUGGUGAAUUCAGGUUAGCAUAAAAGGGUUUCAAUCAAGUAUUAAUACUGGGUGCAAAAAUGUGGAGCAGCUGGUUCUUAUUCAGCCUUAAGGAUUAAUUUUGGAUUUCCUCAAGGAGUAAAACUCAUUUGAGGAAUUUUAGGAAUGUAUUGCUACAAAUCCAGAAGAAAAUUGCUUCUUUUUCCCCCCAUAAAAGGUAUAAGUUUAAAAUAAAAUUGGGGCAUUAUGCUACACUUCUUUAGUGCUGAUUUUGAUAUUUAAAUUGUGGGUUCUCGAGCUCGUACCAAAGAUGUUUGAGGGCAAUUAAGUAAUGAGGAAUUGAUUUCUCAAAGCUGAAUGCUUAGCAUCAUUAACCACACCGUAAGUUAGGCUCUGAUUCUGAAUAAGCAUGUUGCGUCGCUGUUUGGCUUUUUAAAAAACCUCCCACAUUGAACAGGGAUGUUCACUUUAAGCGAUUUUUAGAGCCAGAGCCACAGAAUUUAGAGUAAUAAGAAAUAGAGCAGUGGUUCAAAAAACAGUUCUGCUAAAGUAAAAAAAUAUAUAUGAGAGAAAUGAACUAAAACUGCCACAUUUUGGGUUGUCUGAAAAAUAACGAAGACUCCUUGUUCCUGGUGGCGGCAUUCUUAAGCGUGGUAAUACAAAAGGAGUCCAUAAACAGUAAACUGUCUUCUUCUGGAAUACCUGAAGCCAAGCACAAAAUGGUUGCCUAAACUGGAAAACUUGAAGACCUGUUACUGGUUCUCAAACUUUCAUGUGAACCUUAUUAAUUGCAAUGAAAACAUGGGUGGUUUUGCCCUUGGUGCAGAGUCUGUUGUAUUGUUCUCUUGCCAAGGCCAAAUCAAAUCUUCGUAUACCUUCUGCAUUAAGUUGGAUACAUGACUUUUGUAUGUUCUUUAAUUUUAUUCUUCCAGUAUGCUGGUUUUGUCAGUUAAAAGGAUAAAUGCAAUUCUGUCUUUCUUUUCCUCUUUAAAUCUUUAGUUUUGGGUGGAAACCACAAAGGUGAAUGGAAUCUGUGGCAAAUGCAUCAAAUAACAUUUGCUGCCAAACAAAAAAAGUUACACAAGUUUCAUUAAGUGGCCUCUUUCAAAGAAACAAGGUUUUGUCUUCUUUCUGGCUCAAAGGAGCCAUAAAAACAGUGGCUUUAGAUCUUUUUCAACAGCUUGCGAGAUAUAAAUGCAAUCUGUUUGAAUUCCACUUCUUUAAAAAAAGAAAUCAGUACAUCCAACUUAUGUCUUCACGUGAUUCUAUAAAGUGCAACUGAAUACGUUUUUGAAUGGCGUUAAAUUUGUCUGAUAAGUGAAUGAGUCUGUAGACUGUGAUCUCCCUAAAUAAAGUAAACAGGAAUUUUUGUGUCGCAUUAUGGUUGUAGUGUUGGUAAAAAGAACUAAUAAGCAGAAAAUAAAACAAUUAUACAGCA